AUGGAAACGCAUCCAUCUCCAUUUUCACAUGACGAGGGCUACCAGUCCCAUGUGGAACAUUUCCCCUAUGCACAGAUUACAAAGGAGAUGGCCCACGUUUCGAAUCCAGAAAGCUCUUUGGAAAAAAUUCUUAUGGCGCUUCCAAAACUUGACCUUCAUUUCCACCUGAACGGAAGCAUUUCACCUGUUAUUUUAGCGCACAUGAAGCGUCUCAGCACGCUGUCGUAUAAUAAAAUCAAUUCUGAAAACGUGGUCGAUCUCAAUGGCGGCGCCAUCCAAGAUGAACCUCCAUCAUGGGGAAACUCCGCACCCGAAUUGUCGAGCGUGGCGCCUUCCAUGCCGAAUUCCUCAUCCCUACCGAUGGGUUAUGCGGGGCUCAACGCUAAUAAAUUAAACCGUAUGAACCCCAAAGAUCGAAUGCUCACGUGCUUUAAGAUGUUUGACGAAGUUUACAGUAUUAUGACGAACUUGGCGUUCACGCGGCUUGCGGUGCAAGACAUCUUAUGGCAUUGUGCCGCUGAGAAUGUAUUAGUGGUGGAGAUACGUACAUCACUGCGGGAUAAACUGCGGUGGGGCAUUUUUCAACAAAAUCCAGCCGAGACGCGUGAAGCGAAGACGGAGAAUCCGGAGCAGGAACCCAGCAAGGAGGACUACCUGUGGACGGUUAUCGACACCGUGGAGCACCUCCUACAGGGCGGGGUUGUCGACUUCCAAACCGGCGAACUCUUCCCCUACCUCACCCAGUCCGACAUCCUCGACUACGCCAGCUCCCCCGGCGGUGCGGCUACGACGGAUGGGCCCCGGGCGCGAUGGUGGAGUUUUUUUAAGGCGCUUUACGGGGGCCUCCCCUACGCCCCAGUCCGUCCAUCCCGGCCUGGGGUGAGGCAAACCCCGAUGGACGGGGAUUCGGCCGUGGGGCUCUUCGAUCAUCUUCACCACGCCCUGUGCGAUCGUCUGCAUGUGCGGUUGUUGGUUUCGAUGAAUCGGGGGGGGCGGCCGAGGGGUCCUGGCAGGCGCUCGACCUCGCGGCCCGCAUCCAACACGCGCAGCUUCGCCGCUUUCACCGAUGGCUCUCCCACCCCCAGGGCCCUGCUGAGGAUAGGCGGGAUAAGAGGGAUAAUAGGGGAUAUAACACGGAAGAGGAGGAGAAGUGUAACAGGGAGGACGGAAGUAGUGUGGAAAAGGCGAAUAAGGAGGAGGAGGCCGUGUCGAGCCCGGGGCCGGGGACCCUUCCAAAGGAGACGGAGGGGGCCGCGUGGGCCCGGGCUUUGUUGA
This is a messenger RNA of Phytomonas sp. Hart1, 1275 nucleotides long. Lineage: Eukaryota; Euglenozoa; Kinetoplastea; Trypanosomatida; Trypanosomatidae. The record is from the annotation of a GenBank genome assembly.